Messenger RNA from Coregonus clupeaformis (lake whitefish), 1802 nucleotides. RefSeq names its product protein GUCD1-like. The record is from RefSeq and is a predicted model, not a curated record. The coding region runs from base 391 to 1074 and encodes 227 amino acids. Lineage: Eukaryota; Metazoa; Chordata; Actinopteri; Salmoniformes; Salmonidae. The transcript is spliced from 6 exons.
UAUUCUUUCCUGCUUCAUAACGUUGUUUCGUUUGUAGUUUUCUCUGAAUAUAACCAUAUAGCUAGUUAGCUUACUAGCUAGCUGAACAGAACUAUCUGUGUACACUAUAAACCAAUCCUCAACUAUUCACAUACAUCAAAGCUGUAGCUACCACUUUGAAGGAUCUAACAGUUAACUUAGUGAACGAAUCGACCAUCAUCAAGUCGACCGACCAGAUGUAAAUAAUGCUAACGUUAUGUGCUAGGGUAAGCUAAUUUCGUUGCUAGCUAGGCAGUCCUAGCCAACACCCUCAUGAGGCAAUCCAUCUCCGGAGGAUUAGCUAGCUACCAAGUGUAAACAAGUCUGACUAACUUGGGUUUUGCAUCUAGCAGCAAAGAACAAUCCAACAGAAUGUCAGAUGAUGCCAUUCUGCUGAAUGUACCUGUCAUUCGGCAGCUGUACCACUGGGACUGUGGAUUAGCCUGCGCAAGAAUGGUUUUGAAGUACCUCCACCCUGUGAGUGAUGAGGAGUUUCAGGGUGCAUGCUGGGAGCUGAAGCUGACGGAGAGUGUGUGGACAAUUGACUUGGCCUACCUCAUGUGCCAGCUGGGGGUCAGGCACCGCUUCUGCACUCAGACACUGGGAGUUGACAAGGGCUUCAGGAAUCAGUCCUUCUACAAAAAGCAUUUUGACACUGAGGAAGACAGAGUGAACAAACUCUUCCUAAAGGCUGAGAGCAAGAGUGUGGUGGUGAAACAAUGCUCAGUGACAAUUCAGGAAAUCCAGGAACAUCUUGACGAGAGUCAUGUGGCCAUAGUGCUGGUCAACGCUGUGGUUCUGGUGUGUGAACUUUGCUCUUCGCCUGUCAAGUACUGCUGUUUCCUGCCUGUGGGCCAGAAGUGCUUCUGCAGGAAGCCAGAAUACCAGGGUCACUUUGUGGUUGUGUGUGGCUUCAACCGGAGCACCGGCUGCAUCUUCUACAACAACCCUGCCUACUCAGACCGCGUGUGUUGCACCAGCAUUAGUAACUUUGAAGAGGCUCGAAUGAGCUACGGGACAGAUGAGGAUAUUCUGUUCAUCUUCAAGGAGAGCUGAUGUUGAUGGUGCAGAUGACGAUGCAGAUGGUCUCCACAUCAUCAUAGCGUCCAAUCCUCACUAUGAUGACACACCAGUGGGUCUACAGGUCCCUGAACGGGGACUGCUGGUUCCAGCUCUGGCCCAGUGUUGUAGAUGGCCCUGGGCUGUCCACUCUAGUGCUAACAUGGCUGAUUGCUCACAGAACACACAACACCACUCCAACGUUACCACACCAAUCUCACCACACAAAGCCCAUGCUAGUCGUCAGUGUCUAAAGGAAUAACAGCUGAAGAGAUCAAUAAAGCAAGUGUGGUUUUUACGUUGGUUGGGGGACAAGCAGAUAGAUGAAAUAGAAUAAAUGAAUUUUGACAGUGUCCCCUUUAGUUUAGUUUAAGUUGAUUCCACCAAUUGCCAUGUGAAAUAGUUAGCAGUGCAAGACCAUAAUUCCUAUUCCUAAUGCUGAGUGGACAAAAUGCCAAUGACACUCAAGUUGUUUCUAACCUUGGAGAGGAGGACAAAACAAUGCACAUACAAGGGCUUACGGCAACAUGAUGCUUUCUUAAUGCUUUAUUCUGAUGUCAUGCUACUUGUCAUGCAAGUCUGAUGGGCCAUGUAUAGCUGCUUACCUCCCCUCAGACGAGCCUAGUCUUAUUUUAUUAGUUUGAUUUGUAUUUAAGGAUCCCCAUUAGCUGCUGCCAAGGGGUCCAGCAACAUUAAGGCAGUCAUAUACAAUUUAAAACAUUACA